Messenger RNA from Phaeodactylum tricornutum CCAP 1055/1, 216 nucleotides. RefSeq lists its product with no specific name. The record is from RefSeq and is a predicted model, not a curated record. Gene Ontology annotation, molecular function: glutathione disulfide oxidoreductase activity. Gene Ontology annotation, cellular component: cytoplasm. The annotation marks the transcript as partial. Gene Ontology annotation, biological process: cellular response to oxidative stress. The transcript has 2 exons. Lineage: Eukaryota; Bacillariophyta; Bacillariophyceae; Surirellales; Neidiaceae.
CUCAUCAAGGAAAAUUCGGUUUUGAUGCUCAGCUUUACCACCUGUCCUUUCUGCGUCAAGGCCAAGCAGGUUCUUGAUGCAAAAAAUGCCAAAUACGUCGCAGUGGAACUCGACAUGGAUCCCGAAGGCAAGGCGAUUCGUGCGGAAAUGGGCGAGCUUCUCGGACGCACGUCGGUUCCGGCCGUUUGGAUCGACGGCAAGUUUGUCGGUGGUUGC